Cajanus cajan (pigeon pea) is the source of this 500-nucleotide messenger RNA. Its product is annotated as wound-responsive protein-like protein. NCBI's taxonomy places the organism in Eukaryota, Viridiplantae, Streptophyta, Magnoliopsida, Fabales, Fabaceae. The record is from RefSeq and is a predicted model, not a curated record.
CCAACAACGAAAACGGAUUUGGGGGAGUCUGGAAGAAGCAUAAAUUCUUGAAGGUUUCCGAAACUGUGUAGCGCAGUGAAAGAAAAAAAAACUAGGGUUUCAUCUUUGGCAUCGAAUCUUCUCCACAAUGAUUUACGACGUUAACUCUCCUCUUUUCCGAUCCUUCCUCAGCCAGAAGGGAGGCUCCUCCGAUAAGAGGAAAACUGAUGAGCUGAAGCCUAAAGAGCAGAAACCCAAAGCCAGUGAGAACAAACCUAUUAUGACAGAGUGAUAACAGCUUGGCUGCAUUCAGUUGUAGAAUGAAAAUAGGUGGUAGGUAUUGUGUUGGUACUACAAAAUUAAGACCUCUUUGGCUGUGUUCUGAGGUAUGUGGUGAUUCUUGAGUUUGUUACUGUAAUGGUUUGAUUUUGGAUGUGUGGUUAUAAUGAAAAAUGUAAUGGACACAAUGUGAACUUGAUGCACACAUGCAAUGAAGCUACUCGUUUAAAACUUGUUUGAAA